Molecule: messenger RNA, 1303 nt
Organism: Camarhynchus parvulus
Lineage: Eukaryota; Metazoa; Chordata; Aves; Passeriformes; Thraupidae
Product: complement factor D-like
Exons: 5
Coding region: 184-984 (266 amino acids)
Biological process (GO): proteolysis
Molecular function (GO): serine-type endopeptidase activity
Source: RefSeq, a predicted model, not a curated record
CAAAACAUUCAGCCCACGCUGCGGAAACCCCCCCGCUCCCUCCGCUCCCCCCUUUUCCUGCCCCCCUCCCCGCCGCCCCAAACUGGACAUAAAAGCGAGUCCCAGCCCCAGCCCCGGGUGAGCAGCGUCCUCCCUGCACCCCAAAACCCCCGGGCGGGCAGAGGCAUCACCAGCUCUGCAGCCAUGGGGCCAAGCCCUGCUCCCGUGCUUGUCCUGGCUCUGCUGCUGCUGCUCUGGGCCCCAGUGGAUGGGCAGCCCCGGGGACGGAUCCUGAGGGGCUCUGAAGCCAAGCCCCACCUGAAGCCCUACAUGGCCUCGCUGCAGCUGGACGGGCAGCACGUCUGUGGGGGCUUCCUCAUCGCCCAGCAGUGGGUGCUGAGCGCUGCCCACUGCAUGGAGGAGACGGAUGGCAAACUCUUCCAGGUGCUGCUGGGUGCCCACUCGCUGACGCAGCCCGAGCCCCACAAACGCCUGUACCGAGUUCGUGCCCAGUUCCCCCACCCUGGCAGCAACAUCCACAACAACAAGGAUGACCUGCUCCUCCUCCAGCUGGAGGAGGAAGCGGAGCUGAACACGGACGUGCGGGUGCUGCCCUUCCAGCGGGAGGACAGGGACGUGGCGGCCGACACGGUGUGCGAGGUGGCGGGCUGGGGCACCACGGACCACAGCGGCACCCGGCCCGACAAACUGCAGCAGCUGGAGCGGCCGGUGAUCAGCCGGGACGUCUGCAACCACCGCACCCGCCACGACGGCACCAUCACCCCCAACAUGAUGUGCACCGACUCCCGCAGGAAGGACACCUGCAAGGGAGACUCCGGCGGGCCGCUGGUGUGCGGCGGGGUGGCCGAGGGAGUGCUCACGGCCGGCUCCCGCGUCUGCGGCAACUACAAGAAACCGGCCAUCUACACCCGCAUCGCCCCCUACGUGGGCUGGAUCGACAGCGUCAUGGCCUCUGCCGCCCAUGGGGAGGGGGACACCCGCUGAGGGCACCCCAGGGACCUGCUCCUUGCCAGGCUUGCUGCUGCCAGCACGGCCAGAGCACACCCAGCGCUGCUGUGCCAUGUGCCACGGGCUCCCACCGCUGCCCACCCCGCUGCCAGCGUGUCCCCACGAGCCUGGAGGAGGGCUGGGCCAGGGGACUGGUGAGGAACCAAGCAAGGGGGUCCCUGGCCCCCCACUCACAAAGCACAGGGCCCGGGUGGGGGAGAAUCGGGGGUCACAGCCCUCCAGAGGCUUUGCUGAAGGUGCCCAGAACGCUGCCUGCGACCGCUGCAAUAAAGUGAUGAUGAUGAUGAUUCCUGCA